Episyrphus balteatus (marmalade hoverfly) is the source of this 2400-nucleotide messenger RNA. RefSeq lists its product as uncharacterized. The transcript is spliced from 4 exons. Lineage: Eukaryota; Metazoa; Arthropoda; Insecta; Diptera; Syrphidae. Bases 479 to 2170 code for a protein of 563 amino acids. The record is from RefSeq and is a predicted model, not a curated record.
UCACUGUGUCAAUAAUAUCAAUCAAAUAGAAAAUGAAAACAUUCCUUGACACACAGACACAAAAAAAUCGGAUUCGUCGUGUCUUCUUGAAGUUGUCCCCAGCCGUGUCUUCCAUGAUGGCUACGAACGACGUUCGACGGCGACGAAGACAUCCAACAAUCAAGAGUCAAAGAACCACAAGCACAACACCAUUGCCUCAAAAGAGGCAUAACUUGUCAACAGACAAAACACGGAUGUACACAUCUCGCCAAAGUAGCUUAAGCAACAAUCCAAGCCUAGAAAAAAAGAAUGAAAAGAUAGAAAAAAUACGACCAAGAUGAAAAUCGCGUUUGAAAUUAAAUGAAAAGUGCGCGAAACGGCCAAAAAUUAAAUCAUAGACAACUUGCUGCAUCCUGAAGUUGCAAGUAGAGGAGACAGUCGCAUCGCGAAUCAAAACCAACACACAAUCCCAAUCAGACAUCAUCGACAUACAAAUACCAUGAGAAAGAUGCGAAUUAAGAAGAUUUGGCUGACGAUUGCAGUUUUCCUUUCACUACAGAUUACUUUCGCAGAAGACAUUGAUGUAGUCAAAGCUGUAUCUGGUGACGAAGUAUCUGAGCUUGAAAAUGAAGUUGACCAAAUCGCUCAGGAAUCAGAUCAAGACAACACCCCAAAGGUUCAUUAUCAACACAAUCUUCAAAAUAAUCCUGGCCGAGGAAAUCUCCCAGGUUUACCUUUGGCUUUGAGCCAACCCUUCGGACCACCCCCACCACCACAACUGUCAUAUCAAGGACCACCGCCACCUUUGCCAUUAAGACCACAAAAUUUGCCAGAUUUGAGCAUAAGUGCAUCAAAUAAUAACGAAAUAUGGGCUUCACCUGGUCAAGAUAUGCCCAAGAUCAUCUCUUUAGAUGUAAAAUGUGAAAAGAAUGGCAUGAAAGUAUUUGUGCAAUUCGAUAAGCCUUUCUAUGGUAUUGUCUUCUCUAAAGGUCACUACAGUAAUAUCAACUGUGUACAUUUGCCUUCCGGGUUGGGACGCACUUCGGCAACAUUUGACAUUGGACUUCAUGAAUGUGGAACAUCUGGUAAUACCGAAAAUGGUCUUUAUGGCUAUGGUCAUGAAUCUGGUUCGGGGACAUAUUUUGAAAAUAUAAUCGUCCUACAAUAUGAUCCUCAGGUUCAAGAGGUCUGGGAUCAAGCCAGAAAACUUCGAUGCACUUGGCACGACCAAUAUGAAAAGAGUGUCACCUUUAGGCCAUUCCCAGUCGAUAUGCUGGACGUGGUGAGAGCUGACUUUGCUGGUGACAACGUUGGUUGUUGGAUGCAGAUACAAGUCGGCAAGGGUCCUUGGGCUUCUGAGGUUUCUGGACUUGUGAAGAUUGGUCAAACAAUGACAAUGGUACUCGCUAUUAAAGAUGACGAUUCCAAAUUCGAUAUGUUGGUUAGAAAUUGUGUCGCCCAUGAUGGCAAACGAGCACCAAUACAACUUGUUGACCAACGAGGCUGCGUAACCAGGCCCAAACUUAUGUCGAGGUUUACGAAGAUUAAGAACUUUGGUGCAAGUGCGUCAGUUCUUUCAUAUGCACAUUUCCAGGCGUUCAAGUUCCCCGAUUCAAUGGAAGUACAUUUCCAGUGUACGAUUCAGAUUUGCAGAUACCAAUGUCCCGAUCAGUGUUCUGACCCAAAUCUCCAAGAAGUUCAUCAACUUCAGGUUGGCCCUGAAUCACAGUAUGGACCUCCACCACUUCAAUUAGACUCAUACCAUGUAGGUGGAUCCAUUGGCAAGCGUCGAGAUGAGCGUACAGUUCGUCGUUCAAGAGCGGUCAAUCCUGAGCCUGAAGUCGGACUAAACCGAAUUAUUAAAGUUGUGUCUUCCGGUGACCUGACAUUUGCAAUUGAAGAAAGUGCGAAUACCACAACCGAAAACCAGCCCACAACUAUGGUCUUCCCGGCAAGGGACGAUGGACUGAUAUGCAUGACCACACCUGGAUUUACGAUAACCCUGGUAAUUCUACUAAGCAUCUUGGUGGUUUCGUGUUUGAUGUCCGCUGUUCUCUACGUUCGAUUACGUCCAUUUUCAAUGUCAAAAAAGGAACAUUCUGUAGCAUUUACAAAUCCUCAGCUAACAGCCACACUGUCUCACAUCAUUCAGGGACCAAAAUCUGUGCCAAAAAAUCGUAAUCUCUCAUGAACUGAGCUUCUAGGUUAAAUAAAAAAAUAAAAAAAACAAAAACAGUUUAGUGAAAUAAAUAUUUAUUUUCAAGUAUUUUCUUCUAUAAAAAAAGCCGAAUGCAUUCUAUAAAAUGUGAAUUAGGCUUAAGGUAAAAAAUAGUUCAAACAAUUUUUGAUACAAAAAUAAAACGGUGCUAUAAACAUAGCUUUAUGUAAAAUUUUACCUGUAACUAAAAAAAAAAAUAGCAA